Molecule: messenger RNA, 922 nt
Organism: Lontra canadensis (Northern American river otter)
Lineage: Eukaryota; Metazoa; Chordata; Mammalia; Carnivora; Mustelidae
Product: cullin-9-like
Exons: 6
Coding region: 1-777 (258 amino acids)
Source: RefSeq, a predicted model, not a curated record
AUGACCUGUGCCAAAUGCAACCAUGGAUUUUGCUGGCGCUGCCUCAAAUCCUGGAAGCCAAAUCACAAAGACUACUACAAUUGCUCUGCCAUGGUUAGCAGAGCAGCUCGCCAGGAGAAGCGGUUUCAAGACUAUAACGAGAGAUGUACUUUCCAUCACCAGGCCCGGGAGUUCGCCCUGAGCCUGCGGAACCGCGUGUCUGCCAUCCACGAGGUGCCGCCCCCCAGAUCCUUCACCUUCCUCAGUGACGCCUGCCGGGGAUUGGAGCAGGCCCGCAAGGUGGUGCGGGUAGGACUUAGGUGGUCUAAGGAAGGAGUUGAAGGAAGCAAAGGAGGGAGGGAGCCCCUGUGGCUUGCCCCCUCUGCAGAGGAGACGCUGCUGCGGUGUGGAGACCUGGGCUCGUCCCUGCGCCUGCUGCGCUCCGACUGCCUCAGCACGGGCCUGGAGCUGCUCCGGAGGAUCCAGGAGAGGCUGCUGGCUAUCCUGCAACAUUCUGCCCAGGACUUCCGGGUCGGUCUGCAGAGCCCAUCGUUAGAGGUCCAAGAGGCAAAAGGAUCCAACGUGCCUGGCAGUCAGCCUCAGGGGUCCCCAGGGCUGGAGGUGGAUGAGGAGGAGGAGGACGACGAUGAUGAGGAUGAUGUCCCUGAGUGGCAGCAGGAUGAGUUUGAUGAGGAGCUGGACAACGACAGCUUUUCCUAUGACGAAGAAUCUGAGAACCUGGACCGAGACACUUUCUUCUUCGGUGACGAGGAAGAGGAUGAUGAGGCCUAUGACUGAGGGGCAGGACAUAGGGAACACCUGGAGCCACACCAGAGUCCUGGGGGCUGAGGGGUGAGGUUGUCCCUUCCUGCCAUCGUUGGGGGAGGCGAUUCCCAGUGUCUGUAGUACCUUCUGUUUACUGAAUAAACUUUUUUUCCACGUA